UCUGAAUCAACGUGUUUUGGGUGUCAUGCGGUAACAUUUGGAGAUGUAAACCUUAUUUCAAAAACUUAUUUUCAAAGAUCGUUAUUAUUAGUUAUCUUCAAGUGACAAAAUACUGCUUUAAUGUGUUAUUGACACACGGUAGGUGUGCUCUGUGUUGCAGGUGCAUACAGCAUGGUUUGGUGCAGCAGAGUUUUGCACAGGAAGUAUGGAAACUUUGUGGAUAAUCUGAGGCUCUAUGUCAGAGGUGGCAGUGGUGGCAUGGGGCUGCCACGACUGGGUGGACAAGGUGGUAAAGGAGGUGACGUCUGGGUUGUUGCCAAAGAUGGUAUGUCCCUGAAGAAAAUCAAGGACAAAUAUCCACAGAAGAGGUUUGUAGCUGGUGUUGGGGCAAACAGUAGUAUCCGAGCUCUGAAGGGAGAUAAAGGACAGCACUGUGAGGUCUAUGCUCCAUCUGGCAUUUCAGUCACAACCGAUGAUGGAAAGGUCAUAGGUGAACUGAAUCAAGAUGGUGAGCGGGUACUUGUAGGACAAGGUGGCUGUGGUGGAUCUUUUGCAACUGGCUUCCUGCCCAAAAAAGGUCAGGCAAGACAAAUACGAUUGGACUUGAAACUCAUCGCAGAUGUGGGCUUAGUGGGGUUUCCAAAUGCUGGCAAAUCAUCUCUAUUGAGUUUACUUUCACAUGCCAGACCUCAGAUUGCAAGCUAUCCUUUCACAACCUUGAGGCCAGAAAUAGGAAAAAUAAUGUUUGAAGAUUACAAACAGAUAUCUGUAGCUGAUUUACCAGGUUUGAUUGAAGGCGCCCACAUAAACAGAGGAAUGGGUCACAAAUUUCUCAAACAUGUUGAGCGAACAAAGCAACUGCUCUUUGUGGUUGAUGUAAGUGGAUUCCAGCUUUCUUACAAAACACCAUUUAGAACAGCCUUUGAAGCUGUACAGCUCCUAACGAAGGAGCUGGAGUUAUACAAAGAAGAGCUGAUGUCAAAGCCAGCCCUCCUUGCUGUGAACAAAAUGGAUUUGCCAGACGCUGAAGAAAAGCUAAAGGAACUUGUAGAACAACUACAACAUCCCCAAGAUUUUGCACACUUGUUUCCUGAAGGUGCGGUUCCAAGGAGCACAGUGCACUUUAACCAUAUCGUCCCAGUCUCAGCAUCCAGUGGAUAUGGCAUUCAAGAACUAAAGAAGUGCAUCAGAAACUCACUUGAUGAGCAAGCAACUUCACAAAAUGAAGAGGACCACAGAGAAAAGCUGCAGGAACUUCACAGCUCAAGUGCUUCCAAAGCUGUGAGGAGAUGAAUGAAUGUAGAAAUGUACAAAUUGCAAGCCCUAUGAAAAGAAACUAGAAGAACACAGGAUUCAGUAGAAGCAACUCUGUGUGAACUACUAGAUCAGGUGUGACCUUUUUGUGAUGUUUAAUCCGCUAAUGUGCUGUCUGAGCUUCUCUUUUGUAGUUUCAAGCUGUGGGUUUAUGUAACACAGGCUAGAUUAUCCUAAAUGUCUUUAUGUAAACCCCAGCGCUGUGUAGCAAACAACGACUGUAUUGUCAGGAAUACCAACAGCAACUCUGUGUACAGUAUGUGUUCACUAGAUGUGAAUAUCAUCUUACAGCUCUUUUGUAAUCUUUGUACUGUUUGUUUGUCUCAGACUCGUAUCUGAGCCGAUGGGAAAAGUCCUGUUUCAGGGUUAAGCAACUGGCCCCGAAGGGCCUUUCCAGACUUCAAAGGUACUUUUGGGACUGGUGAGGGGUAUGAUUGGUUCAAUUUUAUAAUUAAGUACAUGGUUGUAACAAAUGGUCUAUUUGAAUUCCCAAACUAUUUUAAGGAGUGUGAGUGAAGUGAAAGGAGCAGUCUUCCACAAUGUAAACUAAAAAGACAAAUUGUAUUGAUAUAAUUAAUAAAAAAUACUACACAUUUUUUAUUAAUGUAUUUAUUUUGGAUUAGCAAUGCAAAAUACAGGAGGGGAGUUCGUGGAUGCAUGAGGUAACAAGCUAUGUAUAAGUGAGUGUGAUUUGAUUAACUGGUCAGCACACUGUUUCAAGGGAAAUUAGGCACAGCAAAGAACAGAACUGAUGACAAUUUUUUAAUUUGGGCACCAGCAGCCUGAAGCUUGCCAGAAUCCCCCCCAGACACACACAAACACACACACACUCACUUAUGUUAUCAAGGGAGGUUCAAAUCAUUUUGUUAACACAUGCACUGUAUUAAAUUACAUCUUUUAUUUAUUUUUUUUAUCAGGAUCUAUAAACAAAUAUGCAGUAGUGGUGUUUAAUGUAAAGUGAGAAAGGGUUUAUUAUUAAACCUUUAUUUUACUAGGAAAUCACAUUGAGAUUAAAACCUCUUUUGCAAAUGAGACCUAGCCAAGAAAGGUAGCAGCAGUACGAUAAAACGUAUUACAGUACAAAAAUACAAAUACAGAAAUAAAACAAUUUAAAACACAGACAAGUCAUACUCAAUAUAAUAAACAAUCCGUUAGUGACAAUCAAUUAGUAAUAGGUGUAAUCAACUACAUAAAACAAGCACAACUCUCAAUUAAAUAAUCACACAGCUUACUCUUGAAUUGUACUAAAGUUAGUUGGGAAUGCAACUUAAGUUUAGACUGUAAUUAAUUCCAAGACCAUGGAGUAAAAUAAGCAAAUGAUUUUUUUUAGCAGCCUCGGUGCAUACUUUAGGAACCAUAAAAAUACAAAAGACUGUAGAUACUACCAGCUUGAUGGUGCCUUUGAUUAAUGGGGGCUCAAAUUUCCAUGUGCAGUAGCUGAGUAACUUUCUGGGUAAGGAUUUUUUUUAAAUUAAAAUAUGUUUCUCAGUCAUAGUGCAUUAGGGUGUCAAAUAAAAUAUAAUGCAAGAGCCAGGGUGUCACUGAAAGGUAAUGUUUUAUUAAAUAUAUUACAAGAUUAAUUAAUAUUUCAGAAAAAACAUGGCCAUUGAUUUACAGUGUUGCUCUAUUUACAAUACAGAAAAAAAUAAGGUUUACAGUUGCAAAUCAUGUGUACCUAAACAAAAUAAAAAAUGCAAGUCAGCAGAUACUAGCAAGUUAAAGAUGCAAGUGUUAUUGCAGCCAGUCACUAUGGUGAAAACACUUUUCAGACUUUGUAACAUGAGUUUAACCCAUUUGAGCUCGACUGUUCCAUUAAAUUUCUUUUUCUUCUAACAGUUUAUGUGAAGUCACUCGCUUGCAUGGUAAUGAAAAAUGUUAUCAGGUCUUUUAAAAAAAAAAACGUCCUCUAAAAAACAAGUACAGCUGUAUUAUUUCUAAUACUGAAAAAAAAAAGCAAUUGGUAACUUACUCUCAAAAAUAGAGCAGCAACAUAUUUAGAGUCCAUUAUAGUCAUUUAUACUUAUAAAGCAGCACUCAGUCAUUCAGCUAUUUUUUUUCAUGUUUAUAUAUUUGAUUUAAAAAAAUUACAUUUAACAGUAAUAAUAUUCAUAAUGCUAUCUUAAUCUAUACACAAAUCCACAUUCUUGUGGAACUGUGCUAUAAAGCAUAUGGUAUUAUCGAUAGGAUGUACUUGAUUUGUAAUCUGUUGCCAUGUUACAAAAUUUGUAACAAAGCCAGUCCUAUUAACACAGGUUAUCUGCAUAUGUUGUGUAUUAAAUAUUAUUUCAAAUGCUCUAUUUAAAAGGUUGUGCAGUAAAACGACUAUUCUAUGUGUAAGUGCAUUCACUAUCUGACCGUGCAAGAUGUUUAGCUAACCCAGGCAAUAGCAUCAAGAAAUAGGAAAUUAAUUAUCUUUCUUAUAAACAAGAUAAUGCUGAUUCUUUUACCAAAUAUGUAUUUUGUUGUCCCAUCAGAUUAGAACUGUAACCCCUCCUAGCCAGUAUUGAAUAUGUAAAUAUCUAAUAUGAUUCACUAUUCAUUUCCAUUACAUAGCUAUAAUUUAGAUCCCGUUGCACACUUUCCAUCUGAGAUCCCUGUUUCUUACAGUACUGUGAUAAAUGUUUUGAUUCCCCAAAUAAUUAGUUACAUGCAUAAGGGGAAAGCAUAAAGCAACAAGCAGUAAUAGUAUACAAGCUUAGUAAUACUGUUUUUUCCAGCUUUUAGACAAAGCCCCUAAAGUUGAUAUUGCCAAAUUUUGUUAUCAAAGUAAGACAUUUCUGAAAGUAAUCGUUAAAAAAAAAAAAAAAAUAUAUAUAUAUAUAUAUAUAUAUAUAUAUAUAUAUAUAGUAACGAAUGAAAAAAUCCAUCUGAUGAUUGUUUCAGAGCUGUACAUAUUUAUAAUUCAUUACUGAUAGCAAAACAAAACAUUCAAAACAACAACGCAAGACUACAACAGAACUGGGCUCAUAUCUUGCCUGUAACCGCUGAAAUGAGAAAGACUGUGUUGAGUAUCACAUUAGUGAAAAUAUACAUUUUGUUUAAAAUCCUACAUCAUUUCCGUCUCCCACGUGCUACAGUAAUGCAUUUUGUUCUUUAAACACUACAGAAACUGAUAAACAGGUUUCAUGCAUACAGUUUUAUUUCUACAGUGAUCACGUGCUUCAAAACAUUAAAUAAAUCCUUCUCACGGUGUCCUGUUUUAAUCGCAUUCGAUACAACACCAAUCAAGAGAACCCCUCAAUAUUUUUUUGGGGGGGGGGGCUUGGUGGUGCCAUGCUGAUUGUUUUUUAUAAUGUAUUUAUAUUUAUGUAUAGAAUGUAUAUGUUCUGUUUCCUUCGGAUAUGCAUUCUGAAG
This is a messenger RNA of Polyodon spathula (Mississippi paddlefish), 4668 nucleotides long. RefSeq names its product GTP-binding protein 10-like. The coding region runs from base 172 to 1293 and encodes 373 amino acids. The record is from RefSeq and is a predicted model, not a curated record. Gene Ontology annotation, molecular function: GTP binding; GTPase activity; magnesium ion binding. Gene Ontology annotation, cellular component: mitochondrion. The transcript is spliced from 10 exons. Lineage: Eukaryota; Metazoa; Chordata; Actinopteri; Acipenseriformes; Polyodontidae.